Tribolium madens (black flour beetle) is the source of this 1945-nucleotide messenger RNA. Its product is annotated as serine--tRNA ligase, cytoplasmic. Bases 228 to 1727 code for a protein of 499 amino acids. The record is from RefSeq and is a predicted model, not a curated record. Gene Ontology annotation, biological process: seryl-tRNA aminoacylation. Gene Ontology annotation, molecular function: tRNA binding; ATP binding; serine-tRNA ligase activity. The transcript is spliced from 3 exons. Lineage: Eukaryota; Metazoa; Arthropoda; Insecta; Coleoptera; Tenebrionidae. Gene Ontology annotation, cellular component: cytosol.
UCCCUCAUAAAGGGCAAAACCAAAAAUAACCAACGCACUAACUAAAGUAAAUACCGGUACCGCGCUUGAAAUUGCUUUAAAAUUCCAUUAUUUUCGAAUCUCUGUUUUCAAGGCCAUCGGUGUCAAUCAUUUUCCUAACCUCAAACUUGUGUAUCAAACGUGUCAAUUCGGUAUCCACACUUUCUGAAUUGCAUCAUUUGCAGUUUUGACAAAAACCGUGUAGAAAAAUGGUCCUAGAUUUAGAUCUUUUUCGUACAGACAAAGGGGGCAACCCUGACAAGAUCCGUGAAAGUCAGCGAAAGCGUUUCAAAGAUGUGACUUUAGUAGAUAAGGUGGUGGAAGCAGACACCACAUGGAGACAACUAAGACACAAAGCCGACAACUUGAACAAAUUUAAAAACCUGUGCAGCAAAGAAAUCGGCGAGAAAAUGAAAAAGAAAGAGCCCCAAGGAGACGCCAACGAGCCGGUACCCGAGUCUUUGGUCUCGCAGCUCGAAAAUCUCACCGCCGAGUUGCUCAAACCUUUAACUGUGAACCAAAUUAAAAAGGUGCGUAUUUUAAUUGAUGAUGCAAUGGUGAAAAACGAUGCAGAGUUGGUCAAAACGGAGAAAGUAAGGAGUGUAGCCUUGAAGGAAAUCGGGAAUUUACUCCAUGAAUCGGUCGUGAUAAGCGACGAUGAAGACAACAAUAAAGUGGAAAGGACUUACGGUGAUUGCGAGUUUAGGAAAAAAUAUUCGCAUGUGGAUUUAAUUCAUAUGAUUGAUGGGGUCGAUACUGAACGAGGAGCCACCAUAUCUGGAGGCCGAGGGUACUUUUUAACCGGUCCAGCUCUAUUUUUGGAACACGCACUAAUUCAGUUGGCGUUACGAAUGUUGCAUAAAAAGGGGUACAAGCCGCUGUACACUCCCUUUUUUAUGAGGAAAGAGAUAAUGCAAGAGGUGGCGCAGCUGUCGCAAUUCGACGAAGAGCUGUAUAAAGUGAUCGGCAAAGGUUCGGAAAAGGCCGAAGAAAAAGAAAUCGAAGAAAAAUACCUAAUCGCGACCUCUGAACAACCAAUCGCAGCAUUCCAUCGUGACGAAUGGAUUUCCGAAAGCGCUUUACCAAUUAAAUACGCUGGACUUUCAACCUGUUUCCGCCAGGAAGUGGGUUCCCAUGGGAGAGACACUCGUGGCAUUUUCCGAGUCCACCAAUUUGAAAAAGUUGAACAAUUUGUCCUCACUUCUCCUUUUGAUAACAAAUCGUGGGAAAUGAUGGACGAGAUGAUAAACAACGCUGAGGAGUUUUGCAAGGCCUUGGAAAUUCCCUAUAGAAUCGUCAACAUAGUCUCAGGGGCUCUCAAUAAUGCCGCGGCUAAGAAACUGGAUCUGGAGGCAUGGUUUCCUGCCUCGGGGGCCUUCCGCGAAUUAGUCUCUUGCAGUAACUGUCUCGAUUAUCAGGCAAGGAGGCUGCUGGUGCGUUAUGGUCAAACGAAAAAAAUGAACGCGGCGACGGAUUAUGUCCACAUGUUGAACGCGACUAUGUGUGCCACUACCAGGGUCAUUUGUGCGAUUUUGGAAGUGCACCAGACGGAGACGGGGAUCAAGGUGCCCCAAGUGUUGAAAGAAUAUCUCCCAGAGGAGUACCGGGAGGAAAUACCGUUUGUUAAACCGGCCCCGAUCGAAGUCGAAGCUACUAAAAAGAGCAAAAAGCAGAAAGAUGGAAUGAAAAAAGGAGGUGGAGAAGAAUAAAUAAAAUUGCAUUUUUCGCUUGUAAUUUAUUAAUAUCACGAAUAAAAAUUAUUUCAUAAAAAAUCUUAUUUUGCUUUGAAUUUUUGGCUGAGUAGGAAUGUGAUUAUAAUUCUAGAUUACCAAGUUCCUUUUCCGCGUAAGUGAGAUCUUUCAAACGCAUCAUCUUUUUGUAUUCUUUGUACUUUUCUUGAACUUCAAUAAAGUGUUGCAAAAGUUUA